AUGGAGCCGGUCGAGCGGGCGGGAGGCGGGGAGCCCCCGGAGCCGGGCGGGCGUCCCGGGCUGGGCCCGAGGGGCUUCGUCCCGCAGAAGGAGAUCGUCUACAACAAGCUGCUGCCCUACGCCGAGCGGCUGGACGCCGAGUCCGACUUGCAGCUGGCCCAGAUCAAGAGCAACCUGGGCCGGGCGGUGCAGCUUCAAGAGCUGUGGCCCGGAGGCCUCUUCUGGACCAGGAAACUCUCCACAUAUAUUCGACUUUAUGGGAGAAAAUUUAGCAAAGAAGAUCAUGUUCUUUUUAUUAAGUUAUUGUAUGAGCUGGUAUCAAUUCCAAAACUGGAAAUCAGCAUGAUGCAGGGAUUUGCCCGUCUCUUGAUCAACUUGUUAAAGAAAAAGGAACUUCUUUCAAGAGAUGAUUUGGAGUUACCUUGGAGACCACUUUAUGACAUGGUAGAAAGAAUAUUAUAUUCUAAGACAGAGCACCUGGGAUUAAAUUGGUUUCCGAAUUCUGUAGAAAAUGUUCUCAAAACACUCGUGAAAAGCUGCCGACCAUAUUUUCCAUCAGAUGCCACAGCUGAAAUGCUAGAAGAAUGGAGGCCUUUAAUGUGCCCUUUUGAUGUAACAAUGCAAAAGGCCAUCACUUAUUUUGAAAUAUUUCUUCCUACCUCCCUCCCUCCAGAACUUCAUCAUAAAGGUUUUAGACUUUGGUUUGAUGAAUUAAUUGGCCUUUGGGUUUCAGUGCAAAAUCUCCCACAGUGGGAGGGGCAAUUGGUAAAUCUCUUUGCUCGAUUGGCUACAGAUAAUAUAGGGUACAUAGACUGGGAUCCAUAUGUACCAAAGAUAUUUACAAGAAUUCUGAGAAGCCUGAACCUCCCAGUGGGAAGUAGUCAAGUGUUAGUCCCAAGGUUUUUAACAAAUGCUUAUGAUAUAGGACAUGCUGUAAUAUGGAUCACCGCCAUGAUGGGUGGACCAAGUAAGCUAGUGCAAAAACACUUAGCUGGUUUGUUUAACAGCAUCACAUCUUUUUACCAUCCUUCAAAUAAUGGGCGCUGGCUGAACAAGUUAAUGAAACUACUUCAGCGGUUGCCAAACAGUGUUGUUAGAAGAUUGCAUCGUGAAAGAUACAAGAAGCCCUCUUGGUUAACUCCUGUGCCCGAUAGCCAUAAGCUUACUGAUCAGGAUGUUACAGACUUUGUACAGUGCAUAAUUCAGCCUGUCCUCCUGGCUAUGUUUAGCAAAACUGGUAGUCUAGAAGCAGCCCAGGCUCUGCAGAAUCUUGCACUCAUGAGACCUGAGUUAGUAAUACCCCCUGUACUUGAAAGAACAUAUCCUGCACUAGAGACAUUAACAGAACCUCACCAGCUUACAGCUACUUUAAGUUGUGUAAUUGGAGUAGCCCGCAGUUUGGUAUCAGGGGGCAGAUGGUUUCCUGAAGGUCCAACACACAUGCUACCUCUGUUGAUGAGGGCAUUGCCUGGGGUGGAUCCAAAUGACUUUAGUAAAUGCAUGAUCACAUUCCAGUUUAUAGCAACAUUUUCUACUCUGGUGCCUUUAGUCGAUUGUUCAUCUGUACUGCAAGAAAGAAAUGACCUCACAGAAGUAGAACGAGAACUUUGCUCAGCCACAGCUGAAUUUGAGGAUUUCGUCUUACAGUUUAUGGACAGAUGCUUUGGACUUAUAGAAAGUAGCACAUUGGAGCAGACUAGAGAAGAGACAGAAACUGAGAAAAUGACUCACUUGGAGAGUUUGGUGGAAUUAGGUCUGUCUUCUACAUUUAGCACAAUCCUCACACAAUGUUCCAAAGAAAUAUUUAUGGUGGCCCUUCAGAAGGUUUUUAAUUUUUCUGUUUCACAUAUAUUUGAAACAAGAGUAGCAGGUCGAAUGGUGGCAGACAUGUGCCGUGCUGCUGUAAAGUGCUGCCCAGAAGAAUCGUUGAAGCUGUUUGUUCCCCACUGCUGCGGUGUUAUAAAUCAGCUUACAAUGAAUGAUGAUGUAUUGAAUGAAGAAGAACUAGAUAAGGAAUUACUAUGGAACCUUCAACUUUUGUCUGAGAUUACUCGAGUGGAUGGGAAGAAGUUGCUUCCUUACAGGGAGCAGCUUGUAAAGAUUCUCCAAAGAACCCUACAUUUAACCUGUAAGCAGGGUUACACUCUGUCCUGUAACCUUUUGCAUCAUCUUCUUCGUUCUACUACACUUAUCUACCCUACAGAAUACUGCAGUGUGCCAGGUGGCUUUGAGAAGCCUCCAUCUGAAUACUUUCCUAUCAAGGAUUGGGGUAAACCUGGGGACUUGUGGAAUCUGGGAAUCCAGUGGCAUGUUCCUUCUUCAGAAGAAGUGUCUUUUGCCUUCUAUCUGUUGGACUCCUUUCUUCAGCCUGAGCUCAUCAAACUCCAGCACUGUGGGGAUGGAGAACUUGAAAUGUCUAGAGAUGAUAUUCUACAGAGUCUGAGUAUAGUGCACAACUGUUUAAUUGGUUCAGGAAACCUCCUACCUCCAUUGAAAGGAGAACCAGUUACUAAUUUGGUACCAAGUAUGGUGUCCUUGGAAGAGACAAAGUUGUAUACUGGACUCGAAUAUGAUCUAUCCAGAGAGAACCACCGAGAAGCAAUUGCUAGGGUCAUAAGGAAACUUCUUAAGUACAUACUUGAAAAUUCAGAAGAUGAUACAAAGUCAUUGUUUCUUAUCAUAAAGAUUAUUGGAGACCUCUUGCAAUUCCAAGGAUCUCACAAGCAUGAAUUUGACUCCCGAUGGAAAAGCUUUAACUUAGUAAAGAAAUCAAUGGAAAAUCGGCUCCAUGGGAAAAAACAACAUAUCAGAGCACUAUUGAUUGACAGGGUAAUGUUGCAGCAUGAGCUAAGAACACUAACUGUUGAGGGUUGUGAAUACAAAAGGAUACAUCAAGAUAUGAUCAGAGAUCUUCUUCGUUUAUCUACAAGUUCGUAUAGUCAGGUCAGAAAUAAGGCUCAACAAACAUUUUUUGCUGCCUUGGGAGCGUAUAACUUCUGUUGCAGAGAUAUCAUUCCCUUAGUUUUGGAGUUCUUACGGCCCGACAGACCAGGUGUCACACAACAACAGUUCAAGGGUGCUUUGUAUUGUCUCCUUGGAAAUCACAGUGGUGUGUGCUUGGCAAACCUUCAUGAUUGGGACUGUAUUGUACAGACUUGGCCAGCAAUUGUUUCUUCAGGGCUUAGCCAAGCAAUGUCCCUGGAAAAGCCAUCAAUAGUGAGACUAUUUGAUGAUCUUGCAGAAAAGAUUCAUAGGCAAUAUGAAACAAUUGGCUUGGACUUCACAAUUCCAAAGUCUUGUGUUGCAAUAGCAGAAUUACUUCAGCAGUCAAAAAAUCCCUCUGUCAACCAGAUAAAUCUUAGCCAAGAAACAAUUAAAGAAGGACUUGAACGCCAACAGGAAAAGAAUGCUGAUGCCCUAAGGAACUAUGAAAAUUUGGUAAAUGCUUUGCUAGAUGGUGUGGAGCAAAGAAAUCUGCCCUGGAAAUUUGAACAUAUAGGCAUUGGGCUUCUGUCUCUACUCUUGAGAGAUGACCGAGUGUUGCCUCUUCGUGCCAUAAGGUUUUUUGUUGAGAAUCUCAACCAUGAUGCAAUCGUAGUUCGAAAGAUGGCUAUCUCAGCUGUUGCUGGUAUUCUCAAACAGCUAAAAAGAACCCACAAAAAGCUGACCAUCAACCCCUAUGAAAUCAGUGGAUAUCCUAAACCCACCCAAAUUCUUGCUGGUGAUAGGCCUGAUAACCAUUGGUUGCACUAUGAUAGCAAAAGUAUACCAAGAACUAAAAAAGAAUGGGAGUCAAGUUGCUUUGUGGAAAAAACUCACUGGGGUUACUACACCUGGCCAAAGAAUAUGGUUGUUUAUGCUGGUGUGGAAGAGCAGCCUAAGCUUGGCAGAAGCAGGGAGGAUAUGUCAGAGGCAGAACAGAUUAUAUUUGAUCAUUUUUCUGAUCCUAAAUUUGUUCAACAGUUAAUAACUUUUCUAUCUUUAGAAGACAGAAAAGGAAAAGAUAAGUUUAAUCCCCGACGUUUUUGCCUCUUUAAGGGUAUAUUCAGAAAUUUUGAUGAUGCCUUUCUGCCAGUUUUGAAGCCCCAUUUAGAACGUUUAGUUGCAGAUUCACAUGAAAGCACCCAGCGAUGUGUUGCAGAAAUUAUAGCUGGUUUAAUCAGAGGUUCUAAGCAUUGGACAUUUGAAAAG
Molecule: messenger RNA, 4191 nt
Organism: Galeopterus variegatus (Sunda flying lemur)
Lineage: Eukaryota; Metazoa; Chordata; Mammalia; Dermoptera; Cynocephalidae
Product: proteasome activator complex subunit 4
Exons: 36
Biological process (GO): proteasomal ubiquitin-independent protein catabolic process
Cellular component (GO): cytosol; spermatoproteasome complex; nucleus
Molecular function (GO): peptidase activator activity; proteasome binding
Source: RefSeq, a predicted model, not a curated record